This is a messenger RNA of Heterotrigona itama, 2218 nucleotides long. The record is from the annotation of a GenBank genome assembly. NCBI's taxonomy places the organism in Eukaryota, Metazoa, Arthropoda, Insecta, Hymenoptera, Apidae.
CAGUGUGAAAGAUACGUGUAUCAUAGACGAGGUAUAUGAAUAUGUAUAUACCGGGCGGUUCAUUUUAAUUGUAUAAUUAGUAUUUAAAUACAUGAAUUUAUAGUUUAAAGACAUGUUUGAAAAAUAAUUUUGUUUCAUUGUGUUGUUUAUAUAAUUAUAUAAAAUGUAUGCAAAACCGAUUUUCUCUAAACCUGAAGACAGUAUGUGGCAAGAAGAUAAACCAGAUAUAGAAGCCCAUUCAUCUACACAAUUUGUAUAUAAUGCACAUCAUUCCCUUGCACUUAGCAUGCAACGUCAACGACUACCUACAUUUAAAUAUAAAAAUCAUAUUAUAUAUUUACUGGAAAAAUAUCAAACAUUAGUCUUGAUUGGUGAAACUGGAUGUGGAAAAAGUACACAAUUACCUCAGUAUCUUCUUGAAGCAGGAUGGUGCGCAGAUGGAAAAAUGAUUGGCAUCACGGAACCAAGAAGGGUUGCAGCUACUUCUUUAUCUAAUCGUGUUGCUGAUGAACGUAAUUGUAUUUUAGGCACCGAAGUUGGAUAUUCUAUUCGUUUCGAUAAUUAUACAGACGAAACGACAAAAAUCAAGUAUAUGACAGAAGGAAUUCUACUUCGUGAAUUAAUGAGUGAUCCUUUGCUAACAAGUUAUUCCGUAAUUGUGGUGGAUGAAGUACACGAAAGGACUCUUCUUACGGAUAUUAUUAUGGGACUUUUGAAGAAAAUAAUUCGGAAACGAAGGAGUUUGCGGAUUGUUGUUUGUUCCGCUACAGUCGAUGCGGAACAGCUCCGAGAUUUUUUCAAUAUAAAUACAACCAAAGAUUUAACGAAAGACACUGCAGUUAUACUUACUAUCGAAGGUAGACUUUAUCCAGUGGAUAUUUUCUACAUUAAAGAGCCAGUAGCUAAUUAUGUGACCAGUGUGGUAGAUACUGUUUUAAAAAUUCAUGAAAACGAAGAACCUGGUGAUAUUCUAGCGUUUCUUACGGGUUUGGACGAAGUAGAUCAAGCAGUUUCUCUUUUAUCAGAGCAUGCAAAACUUAUAAAGGAAGGCAAACUAAAACUUUUACCUCUCGCAAUGUACGGUUCUCUUCCGAACUCAGAACAACUGAAAGUAUUUUGGAGGGCUGCCAAAGACACUCGUAAAGUUAUCGUAGCCACGAACAUUGCAGAAACAUCCAUCACUAUUCCAAACAUUGUUUAUGUUAUCGAUUGUGGCUUUGUAAAAAUUCCAUGGUAUGAGGCUGAAACUCAAACAAAUUCACUCGUGAUUGUUCCUGUAUCCAAAGCAUCCGCAGACCAACGUGCUGGCCGAGCCGGUCGUGUUCAAACAGGAAAAGCAUAUAGAUUGUAUACAGAAGAAGCAUAUUCAGAACUAUUUGAGGCAACGCCACCAGAAAUGCAACGCUCGGAUCUGGCACCGGCGAUAUUGCAGUUGAAAGCUUUAGGAAUUGAUAAUGUAUUAAGAUUUAAUUUUCCUUCUGCUCCACCGAGCAAAAAUCUUCUUACUGGAUUAGAAUUACUUUAUGCAUUAGGAGCAAUUGAUAAUAAUGGAGAAUUAACAACGCCGUUAGGCAUAACAAUGGCAGAAAUGCCACUGGAACCUGUUUUGGCAAAAUCUCUUAUAGUAUCAGGCGAAAUGGGAUGUUCUGAAGAAUUAUCUACGAUUUUAGCUAUGCUUCAAGUGCAAAAUGUUUUUAUAAAACCAGCAGGAGGCCAAGCUGCUAUAAAGGCAAGAAUAACGCAUAGAAAAUUCGAAGUUGAAGAAGGAGAUUUAUUAACGUUACUAAAUGUAUAUACCGCUUAUGAAAAAAAUAAAACACCUAGUUGGUGUCAAAAACAGUUCCUCAAUAAUAAAGCUUUACGCAGAGCUACGGAAAUUCGAACGCAAAUGCACUCUAUGAUGAAGAAAUUAGAUAUAGCGUUGGUUUCGUGUAAUGGAAAUGUACAACAAAUUUUAAAAUGUAUAACCGCUGGACUUUUCCCGAAAGCGGCAUACUUACAUUACACUGGCGUAUAUAAAACAGUACGUGGAAAUAAGGAUUUGUUAUUGUUCUACGAAGUUUUGCAAACAAAUAAAACGUAUAUGAAGGAUAUAACUGUGAUACAACCAGAAUGGUUAUUAGAAUUAGCGCCACAUUUUUAUGAGAAGACAUCUCUCGAACCUAUUUAAUAUUUUGUAUAUACUUAAAAUAAUAAAGUAAGAAAAAAAAGAGAAUAA